This is a messenger RNA of Sipha flava (yellow sugarcane aphid), 516 nucleotides long. RefSeq lists its product as uncharacterized. The transcript has a single exon. The coding region runs from base 1 to 516 and encodes 171 amino acids. The record is from RefSeq and is a predicted model, not a curated record. Lineage: Eukaryota; Metazoa; Arthropoda; Insecta; Hemiptera; Aphididae.
AUGAACAUACGAGUCGAAUUGCAGAACGACCAAUCCGGAGAAGUUUUUUCUAAAAAAUUGCUCAAUAUCGGUAAUGGCAAAAUACCUGUUGACUCAUCGUCUAGAUACAUCAUAUUUCCUACCAAUUUUUAUCGCUUUACUGAAACCAAGACCAAACUCACUGUGAAGGUUUUCCCAAAUAUAACUCAAAAUUACAAAGAUCAUGUAUGGUUGAGUGAAAGAGUUGUAUUGGUUGUAAAAAAAAAUGUUGAUGUCAAUGAAAUGAAUUUUCAGAUUCAGAAUAAGAUAGUAGGCGAAUUAAUGACAUACAUAUCGAUUGAUUCUGUUCCUAACCAAGAUGAUGUUGACAACUAUCCAACGGAGUUUUUAAAUUGGCUGGGAUUGCAUGGAUUACCACCUCAUAACACGCAAUUAAAAAUCGCAUCGGUAAUCAUUAUGUUGCGGAAUAUAAACCAGCCACGUUUUUGUAACGGCACCCGAUUUGCGGUGAGGAAAUCAAUGAACUACGUCAUCUAA